This is a messenger RNA of Aspergillus chevalieri, 312 nucleotides long. RefSeq lists its product as uncharacterized. NCBI's taxonomy places the organism in Eukaryota, Fungi, Ascomycota, Eurotiomycetes, Eurotiales, Aspergillaceae. The record is from RefSeq and is a predicted model, not a curated record. The coding region runs from base 1 to 312 and encodes 103 amino acids. The transcript is spliced from 2 exons.
AUGCCUUUCAUUCCUGUCCCUGAGCCCGGGUUUUACGAACACAUCAUCAACAGACCCCUGCCCACCAUCGUCCAUUUCUGGGACUCACAAGGUCCACCUACCCAGGAAUUCCAAAUCUUGGAGUCGGGACACCACCCCGGUAGCGAGCUUGAGACAUUCUUUGUUGAUGUUUCCCAAUUCCCUGUUCCAGACGGCCCGAGCGACGUGCCCGUGACGAUCCUCUUCAAUCAAGGCCAACAGUUGGAUAUUGCCGACGGUGGAGAUAUUCCCAAAUUCUUCCAGCUUCUUGAGCGAGCUGAGCGAGGGUUUUGA